Messenger RNA from Gryllus bimaculatus (two-spotted cricket), 634 nucleotides. Lineage: Eukaryota; Metazoa; Arthropoda; Insecta; Orthoptera; Gryllidae. The record is from the annotation of a GenBank genome assembly.
AUGGCUUCGUGGUCUCGAAGUGAGAGUCGGGCAGCUUUGCGGUAUAACUUCGCGCGUGGUUUAAACGUAAACCAGUGCUUUGAAGAAACGACUUUGGCACUUGGAGAUGUUUUUUCACAUCAUACUACAAUAUUCAGGUGGUUCAGAGAUUUCCAAAGAGGAAAUUUCAGUUUGGAGGAUGCUCAGAGAGCGGGCAGGCCACGAACAUCAGUUAUGAAGAAAAACAUUGCUGCUGUGAGGAAAAUGCUUGACGAAGACAGACGAGUGACCUACAAGCGGAUAGAGAAUACCUUAUACCUUAAUGCACCAGCAAUUCAUUCGAUUCUGCAUGAUCAUUUGCAAGUAAAGAAACUUUGUUGUCUCUGGGUGCCGCACACACUGACUGAAGAGCAGAUGACACGACGUGAGACUUGGUGCCGGGAGAUGCUAAAAAGGUUUUCUAAGGAUCGAUUUCGGUAUGUAAACAGCAUCGUGACAAGUGACGAGACUUGGGUGUACUAUUAUGACGUGCCUAGACUCAAAACAAAGUUUGGAUUUUUGAAAAUGAAGAGACACCCCUUACUGUCCGAAAAUCUUGAUCUGUAAAGAAGAAAAUGAUAGCUGUAUUUUUCAAAUCGUUUGGAACUGUGGAGCG